AGACUUUGUAAAUGCUCAAAUUUCACAUCUGUUGAAUUAAUCUUUUAGUUGGACCUGAUGGCGGUUUUUAAAAACGUGCAUCAUCUCCGUCACUUCUGCAAGAACACAACAGAUUCCUUUACUGACAAAAGGCUACAAGAUUUUUUCUUCAGAAGAACAUAUAGGGCAUGGUUUAAUGAUUCUACUCAAUAUGUAUACUAUUUCCUGAGCUAUGUGACUACUGGAGUAACUGUAGCAGUUGUCGCACAUGAGCUUAUGGGAAAUCCAAGUAUUGCAAUCCGUGGAAGGAAUACAUCACAACUUCUGCCAGAUAGGUUAUCGUUGCACGCUCAUGCUAUCCCAUUCUAUAACCAUACUCUGAGGAACUAUUCCCAGAAGUUUACAGCUUCUUUGGUUGAUAACGAGCAUGAUUACGGUCAAGAAGAUCCAUACAAGUAUCGUCCAAAGCGCGAGAAACAUUAUGGAAGAUUUCCAUUCAUUUUCAGUGCACCAAGGUAUUUUAUUGACUGUCCUGAGUAUGAAAAUACUCUCCACAAGAAUGUUGAGAAGCGCUAUGUGGAACUGGGUUACUAUGGAUCCUCUGAGUAAUUGAUAAAUUGUAAAUGUCCUUGUAC
Messenger RNA from Theileria equi strain WA, 614 nucleotides. RefSeq lists its product as hypothetical. The coding region runs from base 58 to 588 and encodes 176 amino acids. The transcript is spliced from 4 exons. The record is from RefSeq and is a predicted model, not a curated record. NCBI's taxonomy places the organism in Eukaryota, Apicomplexa, Aconoidasida, Piroplasmida, Theileriidae.